UCGAUUCCUAACGUUACCAACGAUCUAAGCAUUUUGGGCUUGUAUCAGCAUCCGUCUUUAUAUACUAACUCGCCAAAGGAUGUACUUUUUAUACUAAGAAAAGCUCUGCACGCCAGACGAACGUUAUUUUCGAUAGCAACAAAAUUGGGUAGCAUUGCAUGUGUUACAGAUAUAUCGCAAUGGUACAGCGGUUGAUCUUAUAUUUGUGUAAAAAUCAUAUUUUAUAUAAACGGGCUAUUGUACUUUUUUAAUAUUUCGUACACAUCGCAUUGUCAUUCCGAUAAAAAUUAUGACGAAUAAAAAAGUAAUUUGUAAAAAAAAAAACAGAUGAAAGCUACUGAUUCUUAUGACGCCCACUUUCUCCAAGUGCUUAGAGUAUGAGUUUCGUUUGAACUGGCGCGCGAAGUUCAAACAAAGACAAAAUUGUCAGUCAGGGCAUUAUUAGCUGACGACGGUAAUGUCCUUUUCCAAUGGAAACCAAGUCAGAAAGUGACGGAAUGACGACUUAUGAUUGGUCGACGAGUCGUUUUCGUCCAAUAGUCUUGAGGAAAUUGAUUCUAAUAGCAACCUCGUGAGAAAGGACUUGUUGCUAGUCCUUUGGUAGCCAUGCUGCCUAUCACAGGUGCGAAGUAACAGUUAAAUUGUUUAUUUUAAAACGUUACGAUUGACGAUCUUUGCUCGAACGAACUUCGAACAAUAUAUCGUUAGUUCCUCUCUAAACAGCCAGAGUUUUUUCUCGGAUGCUUCAGUGCAAUAAGAUGGAAAUAUCUCCCAGAAAGCCGUCGAAACGUGCACAAGAACCCGUCGACGAAUGGCUGCAGACUAAAGGAUAUUUUAGAAAACAUGCACCUAGAGAUCCAACUUGUUUGUUUAGAGCAGUCAGUGAACAAAUUUACACGACGCAACAUUACCAUCUCAGGGUCAGGAAAGAAUGUGUGGAAUUUAUGAGAGAAUUGAAACAAUCGUUUUUUGAGAAUAUAGUGAUUCCAUUUGAAGAUUACCUAGAACAAAUGGCGUGUUUUACUGAAUGGGGUGGUAUGAACGAAAUUCAAGCUAUGUCGUUGUUGUACAAAAGGGAAUUUGUUAUAUUUAAUGGUCAGAAGCAAAUCCAACGUAAUGUUACUAACAAUGGUUUCAAAGAUGCAAUCUAUUUGUGCCAUACCCCGCAAAAACAGUAUGAAAGUAUAUACACACAAGAUUUUGUUGCAUCGGCUGCCUAUUGCCAAUCUAUUGUUUAUCAAAUACUUUAUAAGGAUGUCUUUAACAUGGCCAACAUAGAAUCAACAGUUCAUAAAAUGUUACAUGAUAGAACUGCUACUUUCAGACAUGACAAAUUUUUUCUUAAAGGCAAUCUAGAACUACGAGAUCAAUUGACUGCAGAAAUAUACAAUAAAGCUGACAAUGGAAAUGAUGAGGUGGAUGAUGCACAGGGCAUUGUAAAAAAUAUACCACCGUUUCCUUAUAGAGUCGCAAAAGCCCUUGACCCUAAUAUUUAUCGUAAUACUGACUUUGAUAUAUGGCAUGAAAUUAGGAGAGAAGUAAAAAAUGCAGGGUGGACAAGACACAACAGUAAUGAAUUACAAGUUGGCGGUAAAUGUUUAGUUCAAAUGAAUUUUAAUGAGGAAGACAUUGACAAAGCUAACAAUAAUAAUAUCUGUGUGUCUUCGCUUGAAAAUGAUGUUAACUGCAAUGACACAAAAGCAUUACAAAAAAAAGACAAACAAGAUCCUAUAUUUCUUUACGGUCAUAUUCAAGAAAUGAGUAAAAAUCAGGGCCCUGUAUUAGUUUUCAUCGAAGAAUUGGGGGAGAAGAAAGUAGUGCCAUAUCUUGCUCUUAAGCCACUACCCUUAAAAAAAAGUAAACAAAACAAUUGGCUACCAGUAUGCAAAAGAAAUGUACUUUUAGAUACAAAUCAGAAAUGGAAAAAGCCAUACAGUGGAACCUCGCGAAAAGUCAAACAGUCAAUUUCAAAUGGAAAUAUUUCACCAGGUAAUAUUGACAAAAAUGGAAAUAAUAACAAUUGCAGUAAUGAAGUUAAUAAAAAUAAUGAUUGGAAAGAAGGAAGUUUAAAAAUAGAACAUACACAAGCAUACGAAAACUAUGGAAUGGAAAAAUAUACAAAUUAUUCUACUUCUACUGAAAUGUUCCCUUCAAGAAUGAAUCUUGAUAAUACUCAGUCUUUAGGAGUGGAUGUUACCAAACCAGAAAACGCUAAAGGACACAAAGAAAAAAAUUCAUUCGGAAAAAAGAAUGCUGAAAAGCAUUCAGUACAAAAUUCUAAACCUGAUAACGUGAUGAACUCUGACAAUAAUACCGGAUUUAACUCGUACUCGAACCAAAGAACGCAAAAUGAAAAUUACUACCCCUCGUAUUCUGGGGAACCUGUUUCUGUGACUCAAGUGGACAAUAUGUUGCGUUCCAUUAAUUGCUCGGUUCAAAAAAGUGUCGAUGUAAACGGUAGCGAUUUACCAUUAUCAGAUCCAUUUACUUUGAGAUUUUUUUAUAACUUAGGAUUAGAAUGUUUUCGCGGGAGCAACAAUUGGAAUUAUUUGACCAAUGAACAGUCGGCCGAUUUUGAGCAAUGGUACCAAGAUAUGCCGCAAAGCGAGGACGAAGUUACGAACAUUUCGAAUGGUGUGAUGCAACAUUGCACAUUGACACAAGGGAAACAAGAAAAUAAUAUCGACCAGAACGAGAACAGCAGUCAAUCGUUCUCUCAAGAAAGCGGGGAGAAAUGCGUGAAUCGUGCCAAAGAUAUGCAAAUUCAAAGGGCGGAACCACCGAAGACGGACAACAGAAAAGAUGUGUCGUAUUCGCCACGUGAGAAAGUGAAAGAUCAAGAAUCAGUUAACAGAGACUCAUCCCGUUUAAAUAGGAAUAGUUUGGGUCCACGAUUUAAGAAAAGUUCAGACGGUCGAUAUCGUACCGCUUCGCAAUUUACGCAAUCAAGUAACCAGUACCCACAUUGUGGUUCAAAUUCGAAAUCUUCAAAAUCGCCAGAGAUGAAGGGUGAUAGCGCAAGUGUUCAACCAUCAAGAGUAGUUCCUUAUCAGGUACACGGUUCUGCAACUGCUGCGGUGAACUCGUAUCAAACGUCUUACAUGCAACAAGGCGUAUAUUCUGGUAUGCCAUAUUAUGCUAAUGAGGCAGAAGCAUUCGCGAAUCCUUAUUAUGCACCGAAUCCAGGAUUCUUCCCAAUACCUUGCCUACCGCAUUCUGAUAUACCCGACAACAGCAAUGUGCAACCAUUCUCGCCACAUCUAUGCCAGGGAAUAGAUUACACACAAGCUUAUUCUGGCAUGUGCCCCCCAUACAUAUGUCCUCAACCAGCCCCAUAUAGUAUACCACCUCAGAACAUGCAAGAACAUUGGUAUGCAGUUGCUGGACAACCGCAUUACAUGCAAUAUGCACCAGUGUUACCAGUUACUGCGGAUGCUGGUUGUAACGGAUUAACACAGAACAUUAAUCAGAAUAAUCAAACCCCAGAAUGUAUGACUAUGCAAGUAUGUUCCAAUCUGUGAAUAUAUUUUACAUAAGGUACAUUAUAUUUUGAUAAGAUCGCGUAAAAAAAGUAUUUCCAUUCUUCGCUCAUAAUCUUCAUUCAGUUAGUUCCUUUUACGUUAAUAUACACAUCGGUAUAUAACAAUAAACCAAGUUAUCAUAAGACUGAAAGUCUUUACUAGCAGUAUUAUCUAAACGACUGAUAUCAGUAGUACUUAAAAAUAUACAUAUGUGUAACACAUAUAUUCAUACGAGUUUCAACGCAAAAUUAUUUUGAUACAUAACAUUAAUUAGAAUAUUAGUAUUCUCGAAAUAAUAAUAUCAUAAAUUAAAAAGCUUGAUAUUCAGCAUUCGAAAGCGUAUUGUAAGUACUUUAAGGGCAAUAGUACAAACCAACAUACUUUAGUAGUUAGGUAGUAAUAGUGAACUAGAUAGAAGCAAUAAGUGAAUUGCCUGUAUAAUCAUAUUCAGUAGAUUGUUCCAUACUGUACAACUUCAUCAUCGCCAAACAUAGGUUAUCCAAAGCUAAAACAAGUCUUUCUGAAAUUUUAUACAGGUGACUUUAGUUCAUGAAUAAUAUAUUUUGCUGUUAUAAUUUUCAUGUAUUGAUUGUUAAGACACUUUUUUGCAAAUAAAA
This is a messenger RNA of Nomia melanderi (Alkali bee), 4138 nucleotides long. RefSeq lists its product as uncharacterized. NCBI's taxonomy places the organism in Eukaryota, Metazoa, Arthropoda, Insecta, Hymenoptera, Halictidae. Gene Ontology annotation, molecular function: cysteine-type deubiquitinase activity; K63-linked deubiquitinase activity. The record is from RefSeq and is a predicted model, not a curated record. Gene Ontology annotation, biological process: protein deubiquitination.